GUGUCCUAGCCGUCAAGUUUAAGAUGUUUUAAUAUAGGCGCAAGAAUGAAGCAAACAUUAUUCGCGAUAUGGCUACACCUGGCCCUUGGUGCAGGAGGUUUAGCAAGUUUGAUAUUAAAGGAGUCCUUGCACCAGCAGAACAGAAUCUACGGUGGCACAUUCGCUACGAAAAAUCAAUAUCCUUUUGUUGUUGUUUCAUUUACAAUGCCGGGUCCAAUUGUAUCGGGAGGUGCUAUAAUUUCGGAAAAAUAUAUUGUCACCACAGCACAACAUAUUUACAAUAGUGAUGAGAUUUUGUUCGUAUAUCUUUACCUUGGAGCUCAUUACUACCCAGAACUAAGCGAAGAUAGUCGACAGAAUAUCUUUCUUUUUGCGGAUGAAUUGAAGACUGCUUCAUUUAUACAUGAGGAGUUUGAUCCAGAAACGUUAGCGAAUAAUAUUGCGCUUAUUAAACUUACGGAAACGGUCGAAUUUGGUGCUACCAUUCAGAAAAUUAAUCUCCCCCCUCGCUCUCUCACAGCGAAAUCACUAGAAGGUUCUACAGCGACCUUGAUGGGUUGGGGUGCUUCGGAAGAGAAUCCAGAUACGGAGGAUUAUCCACGGCAUGUCAAUGUGACCAUCAUGCCACAAGCUAUAUGCAACCAUUACUACCCCUCUUUAAACAGAUCCUUGAUGCUUUGCUCGGAUGGCGAAAUAAACAAAGGUGCAUGCGAAGGUGAUAUAGGGACACCCUUGAUUGCUACCCUCGACGACGACUCCACCGUUUUGAUCGGGAUUGUAUCAUUCAUAAAUUCAUUAGGGUGUGCGGCACGUUGGCCCACAAUGUAUAUUAACGAGAUGAGGUCACUCGCAGUCGUAGUCUUAACAGCCGUGGGCGUGUUUUUGUUUACCAGCGACGUAGACGGAACCGGUGCCAUUUCCAAGGACAUUCCUCCCAUAGAGUUCGGUAAAAUCUUCCUUAAGAAUUAUCAGUCGCGCAUAGUGGGAGGAAGAGUCGCCCGGAGUGGCCAACUACCCUAUCAAGUAGGAAUUUUGUUGGAAGGGAAAUCCGGGAUGAGUUGGUGUGGAGGUGCGUUGGUUGCUAAACGUUGGAUAUUAACUGCAGCCCACUGUUUGGACGGAACGCAAUCUGUUACGAUUUAUUUGGGAUCUAUACACGCCAAGGAUAAGGCUGCCCAAGCCAUAAUUGUGAAUAAGUCGAACUUUCGCAUUCAUAGCGGUUGGAAUACAAAAACUUUAGCUAAUGACAUUGGUUUGAUCAAAUUAACUGAGGAUGCACGUCUAAGUAGCAAUAUUAAGAUCAUCAACCUUCCGUCGGAGAGUGAAGCUUCGAAGAACUUUGUAGGGUACACAGGCAUUGCUUCUGGCUGGGGACGCUCCUCUGACAAUUCCAACUCUGUUACUGAGGUUCUCCGUUACACUGAACUCAGGAUCAUCACGGAAGCUGAAUGCAAGUGGUCAUUCCACAGCUACAUUCGCAAAAGCAACAUUUGCACCAGUGGAUCAGACAAAAAAUCCACCUGCAAUGGAGACUCUGGUGGUCCAUUGGUGUAUGGUGAAGCUGAUAACCGUGUGAUUAUUGGCGUGACUUCAUUUGGAAGUGCAGACGGUUGCCAAAAGGGAUAUCCGGCUGUAUUCACCCGAGUUGGACACUAUUUGCAUUGGAUAAAGAAAUAUAUUAAUUGAAUAUUGUUGUUUGAAAAUGAAAAUUUUUUAUGAAAGAUUGUGUUAACCAGAUCUUUGAACUUUUCAAGUGGCAUUGGUGGCGCAAACUGAGUUUUCCUUGUGUUAUGUUAUGAGAAUUAAAUCAGAGGCAAAUAUCCGC
This is a messenger RNA of Hermetia illucens (black soldier fly), 1825 nucleotides long. Its product is annotated as serine protease 53-like. The coding region runs from base 46 to 1686 and encodes 546 amino acids. Gene Ontology annotation, molecular function: serine-type endopeptidase activity. The transcript has 7 exons. The record is from RefSeq and is a predicted model, not a curated record. NCBI's taxonomy places the organism in Eukaryota, Metazoa, Arthropoda, Insecta, Diptera, Stratiomyidae. Gene Ontology annotation, biological process: proteolysis.